AUGGGUUUCUGCUUGAUCUUCUGUGGCACAAGCGCAGCCUCCACCACCACAUCACUCUCUGCAACUUCAACAUCGUCAAUCAUUUCUUCUUCAACUAGCCCGAUCAUUCUUUCAUCAUCGUCAUCUGUGGCGGCCACAUCUACUGCUUCAAUAGCACCAGUCUCUACGCUCAAGUCUUCGAAGGCCGGUGCAUCUACAUCGGCUGUCACCAACGCUGGUGGCGUUGUAACAGGGGUAGUCACCGGUCUUCUAGGCAAUGCUGCCAGCUCGGUCUCAAGUUCCUCGAUCACCCCGACGCCCACCCCUACCACUCUUGCUACCACGACCAAAGCACCUUCGCUUUCUGCUCAAGCCACUGUCUCUUUCACCACAAUCAGCUCAGCUUGGACGGGCAAGACAACAUCGACAACAACUCAACUCAAUGGCUUAUCUGCUACUGUUAUCGUCCUUACGCCCGGAGUGGUCCAAACAACUGCUCCAGCGACUUCCAGCUCAGGCGGUUACGUCUACAUGACCACGACUACCGACUCGGGCACAUUCACCGCGGUUCAAACCAAGACCAUCCUUCCAACGAUCGGCACAGUAGCUACUGUUCAGAUUGUCUAUCCUACCCCCGUUACCACAUGCGGUAACACUGGUAUCGCUUAUGCUGGCUACACGAAUUCCUUCGCCGGCGGCCAAGCUACCUCCGGUUAUCCCAAGUUCAACCCUACCGUCUACAAAUCCGCCAAACCUUCCCAAACCGGUGUGACAAACUACAUUGCUGAAGUCAAUGCCGGAAGCAGCAACGUAGCCUACUACGGCCAAACUACCACUACCCAAAAUUGGGUCAUCGACCACACCUUCUAUGUGUUUGCUCGUCAAGAUGGAUACUACAGCUUCAACAUUCCUUACACGGACGAUAUCCAGAUGGUAUGGUACGGUGACAAAGCAGUAUCCGGAUGGACCAGAGACAAUGCCGAUAUCGUUCAAUUCUGGAGUAGCCAGAUCGCUGUGCAGACUCCGCAGACAGUUGCCAUCUACCUCACCACUGGUAGUUAUCUGCCCCUCAGAGUCAUGUUUGGAAAUGGCGGUGGUGCCGGUGAACUCGACUUCAAUAUCUAUGCUCCAGAUGGUAGCACGGUAUUGGCCUCCAACAGGGGACUGGGUACGGGAAGCUCGUCAAUUGAUAUCGUACGUUUCCCUUGUGAUGCUACUUUGGGUAGUAGAUUCCCUGCGUGGGGUUUCGAGACUUGA
Molecule: messenger RNA, 1236 nt
Organism: Aureobasidium namibiae CBS 147.97
Lineage: Eukaryota; Fungi; Ascomycota; Dothideomycetes; Dothideales; Saccotheciaceae
Exons: 2
Coding region: 1-1236 (411 amino acids)
Source: RefSeq, a predicted model, not a curated record